GUAUGCUAGCUCUGAGGUAAUCACGCUACACGGAGUGCUGCGACAGCUUGUGUUUUUGGGUUUUGUUCUCUUUGGGUGGCUUUUUUUGUACUAUUUGUGCUGUGACCUUAGAGAGUGGAGGUAAGGAGGAAGAUGCUGCUCCACUCUUUGCUGUUACCCCAGGUUCAAGUAGAUAUCGAGAGCUCAAUGGCAGUCACCAGCUCCUGUGCUCCUGUGGUUUGACUGGAUUUCAAAGGCCUUUUUUUCUGCAGUCCGGAUUCGCUCCUGUGAGAGAGACCAAAGAAGGAUUUUCUGGCGGACUGCACGUGGAUUCGCGUGAGUGAGGAUUACCUGUGUCUGUGAGGCCUGAAGGGACCGCCGAUGGGUAACGCUGCCGGGAGCACGGAGCCGCCCUCCGGGCAGGAGCCCAGGAGCACGGUGGCCGUCCCAUCGCCAUCGCCCCUACAGAAGCAGCCGGCGUCCCCCAAACUGCCCAUGCCCGCUGAGGAUGAGCUGGAGGAGCGCUUUAACGUGGUGUUGAACUCCAUGAACCUGCCGCCGGACAAGAUGAAACUACUGAGUCAAUACGACAAUGACAAGAAGUGGGAGCUGGUCUGUGAUCAGGAACGCUUCCAGGUGAAAAAUCCACCCUCGGCCUACCUGUCAAAGAUCAAGAGCUACCUGGACCAGGGAGGGAUUGGCAGCCGAUUUAAAAGGCGGGUCCAGGAAUCUACUCAGGUCCUGAGAGAGCUGGAGAUUUCACUCCGGACCAAUCACAUCGGCUGGGCCCAGGAGUUCCUCAAUGAAGAGAAUCAGGGUCUUGAUGUGCUAGUGGACUACCUGUCCUUCGCCCAGUGUUCCCUCUCGUUUGACAUGGAGAGUGUGGAUAAUGGGUGCCUGUCGACAGAGAAAUCAAUUGAGGACUUGACUAAGAGCAGUGGAAACUCGCCCACCCACAGUGUCUCCAAAGCCACCCGCUCCCUGACUGUCCGGCUGAACAGCUUCGCGCAGAGCAGGAAAGUGCUGCGGAACUCCCGCGUGGUCAGUCAGAAGGAUGACGUGCAUGUCUGCAUCAUGUGUCUGCGCGCCAUCAUGAACUACCAGUCUGGGUUUAACCUGGUGAUGACCCACCCUCGCUGUGUCAAUGAAAUCACUCUCAGUCUCAACAACAAGAACCCCAGGACCAAGGCGCUGGUACUGGAGCUGUUGGCUGCUGUGUGCCUGGUGAGGGGAGGCCAUGACAUCAUCAUCUCUGCCUUCAACAACUUCAAAGAGGUGUGUGGUGAGAAAAACCGCUUCGAGAAGCUCAUGGAGUAUUUCAGAAACGAGGACAGCAACAUUGACUUCAUGGUCGCCUGCAUGCAGUUCAUCAACAUUGUGGUCCACUCGGUGGAGAACAUGAACUUCCGUGUUCACCUGCAGUAUGAGUUCACCCAACAUGGCCUGGACCAGUACUUGGAGAACCUGAAGAAUACCGAGAGUGAUAAGCUGCAGGUGCAGAUCCAGGCUUACCUGGACAAUGUGUUUGAUGUGGGAGCACUGCUGGAGGAUGUGGAAGCCAAGACCAGCCUGCUGGACCAUACAGUCGAUCUGCAGACACAAAACGCAGAGCUGAGCGCUCGCCUGCAGGAGUGUGAGAACCAGGCCGUGGAGAGAUUGGCGGAGCUGGAGACACAGCUGAUGCAGGCCACCAAGGAGGCAGAGGUGCUCAAGGAGAGCCUGCGGGACUCAUGCUCCCAGGUGAGUGCCUUGCAGCAGAAGCAGCGUGAGCAGGAGCUGAACCGGGAGAGAGAGAGGGACAGAGAGCGUGUCUCCCAGCCCUCCUCAGAGCUGGAGCUCAAGGUGCAGGAGCUGCAGGACCGGGGCCUGGUCCGCCUCACGCGCUCUGCCUCCGGAAGCCUGGACAUCCAGGUGAUACCCGUCACCAUCACAGAGCCUGCCCCCCCGCCCGCCACGCAGACAGCUCCAGCUGUUGAAACCACUCCGCCCCCUCCUGCUCAGGAUAGUCCAGCAGUCCCUCCUUCCUGUUCAGCCCCACCUCCUCCCCCACCCCCACCCCCACCCCCUCCGCUGUCGCCCAACUGUGCUCCCCCUCCUCCUCCUCCUCCUCCUCCUCCUCCUCCCCCACCUGGAUCAGGACCUCCUCCACCCCCUCCCCCACCCGGUGUUGGGCCUCCCCCACCUCCUCCUCCACCUGGCAGUGGGCCUCCCCCGCCCCCUCCUCCACCUGGCGGUGGGCCUCCCCCCCCACCAGGAGGCCCUCCCAUUGGAGACACUGCUGCAGGGCCUAAAGGCAAAAAACCCAUCCAGACCAAGCAUCGCAUGCCUCUGUUAAACUGGCAGGCUCUCAAGCCCAACCAGGUCACAGGCACUGUCUUCAAUGAGCUGGAUGAUGAAAACAUUCUCGGGGAGCUUAACAUGGAUGCUUUUGAGGAGCAGUUUAAGACCAAGGCCCAGGGCCCCCCGGCUGACCUGGGCAAGCUGAAGGUCAAGGUGGCGCAGAAGAGUGCCCCCAGCAAAGUGUCCCUCAUUGAGUCCAACAGGGCCAAGAACCUGGCCAUCACCCUGCGCAAGGCGGGCAUAAGUGCCCCUGAAAUCUGCACUGCCAUAGAGACGUAUAACCAGCAGGCCCUGAGCCUGGACUUCCUGGAGCUGCUGGAGCGCUUUAUCCCGUCCGAGUAUGAGAUGAAGCUGAUCCAGAACUACGAGAAGGAGGGGCGGCCGCUGGACGAGCUGUCGGAGGAGGACCGCUUCAUGAUGUGCUUCGGCAAGAUCCCGCGCCUCUCGCAGAGGAUCAGCACCCUCAUCUUCAUGGGCAACUUCCCCGACAGCGCCAAGCGGCUGCAGCCGCAACUGAAUGCCAUCAUUGCAGCAUCGAUGUCCAUCAAGUCCUCCACAAAGCUGAAAAAGAUCUUGGAGAUCAUCCUGGCUUUUGGGAACUACAUGAACAGCAGUAAGAGGGGAUCAGCAUAUGGGUUCCGCUUACAGAGCUUGGACCUGCUGCUGGAUACGAAGUCCACAGACCGCAAGCAGACACUGCUGCACUUCAUCGUCAACAUCAUCCAGGAGAAGUACCCCGAGCUCAACUCCUUCCACUCCGAGCUGCACUUCAUGGACAAGGCUGCUCAAGUAUCACUGGAGAGCCUCCAGCAGAACGUGCGAUCCCUAGAGAGGGGCAUGGAGAUGGCCCGCAAGGAGUUCCUGGUUCAGGAUGACAAUCUGGGACUGAAGGAGUUCAUGAAGACCAACAGCGAGGUCCUGGACGUCCUGGUCAAGGACUGCAAGACUGCUCAGGAGGCAUAUAACUCAGCUGUUGAGUACUUUGGGGAGAACCCCAAGACCACCCCGCCCUCCACGUUCUUCCUCGUCUUUGUGCGGUUCAUAAAGGCCUACAAGCAAGCCGAGCAGGAUAAUGAGCAGAAAAGGAAGCAGGAGGCUCAGGCCAGCGAAGACCCUGGCGAGGUGCCCCCCUCCCCCAACAAGACGGCGGGUUCCAAAAACAAGGCACCCAUGAUGCCCAAGCUACCCCAGAUGGAUCUCAUCGCCGAGCUGAAGAAGAGACAGGUUAAGCCUCAGGUCAGGGAGGGCAAGGACGGGGCCAUUGAGGACAUCAUUACGGACCUGAAGAACCAGCCCUACAGACGGACGGAUGUAGGCCCACGCAAUGCCAAGAGACCCAAUGGACAGCAGGUCUCCUCUAACACCUCACAAUGAAGCUCCUGAGUGUACGAGGACAAGCACCCACAGAAGUACCAAAAGCAUGGCUCUGUUCCCUGUACAUGCAGGCGUAAAUAGAUUGACUCUGUACAUGAUAUGGAUUGAGAGAUUGAGAGUUCACAUCAUUCUAGAAAUUGCCAGUGUAAAGCAAGGAUUUUUCUACAGGCACACAAUAUAUGGACAAAAUC
Molecule: messenger RNA, 3884 nt
Organism: Megalops cyprinoides (Indo-Pacific tarpon)
Lineage: Eukaryota; Metazoa; Chordata; Actinopteri; Elopiformes; Megalopidae
Product: formin-like protein 1
Exons: 26
Coding region: 361-3693 (1110 amino acids)
Biological process (GO): regulation of cell shape; cell migration; cortical actin cytoskeleton organization
Cellular component (GO): cytosol
Molecular function (GO): actin filament binding; small GTPase binding
Source: RefSeq, a predicted model, not a curated record